Molecule: messenger RNA, 2673 nt
Organism: Chara braunii
Lineage: Eukaryota; Viridiplantae; Streptophyta; Charophyceae; Charales; Characeae
Source: the annotation of a GenBank genome assembly
AGAUGCAACUCGGGCACUCAAUGCCCGAUUGUUGGACCCGGAACAGGCUGUACCAGGACCAGCUGCUGGAGCUUCCAGCAGUGCACCCUCAAGCCGCCAACUGGAGGACCGCGUUGACCACGUAGUGGCAAUGCUCGGCGACAUCAGCACCUUCGCUGCGCCGACCACCACCAUCAGCAGUCAGCUACAUACAUUGAAGACCGAGGUCCAGAAGCUGCAGUCGACGGACGCGGACGACAAUCCGAAGAUGUACAAGAUGCCAACUUUCAACCUGGAGAGGUUCGACGACUACACGCAGCAGGAUCCCGUCCUCUGGUGGGAAGCAUUCACAACGCAACUCAGGAUUCUGCCAGUAGCCAAGCAUGCGUACAUCGGCGCCCUGUUCCUGAACUCAAAGGGAGGAUGCCAGACCUGGUUGAGCCACCUGGCAACCUCCCACCGCGUCGACGUACCAGACUUGAAGGACGUAAUCACAUGGGAGGAACUAACACGGBUGUGGAAGAAGCGGUUCAUCGUCGACGACGCGCCGGCACUCGCCAUCAACCGUUUGUUCACCAUGUCACAGGGCAACACARCAACACGGGACUGGCUCACGGAGUGGCAGAAGAUUGCGGCUGUGCCCAAUCUGAACCUACCAUUCGAGCAUCUACGCCGUGAGUUCUACAACAAGUCCUGUGCGGCAUUGAGCCAGGCUCUUGGUGAUCGCGAGCAGUACUCAACCUUCUCGGAGAUCAUUGACAAAGCAAGGGAGAUCAUCAAGACCAACAGGUCAGCUGCACACGAGAAAUCAACAUGGCAGCCGACCUAUGUGGAGAAGGCACGAACUGGUCCGCGACAGCAGCACUUCCCUGCAGUCCAGCAGGACAGUGGAGAUAACCCAGCAGCCACUCCAGUAUCAAUUUCCAUGGGUCAAGUUUGGCUUGACCGAGGCGGAGUACAAGGUCCGCGGCCGCUACGGCAACUGCUAUUGGUGCAACAGCACCAAGCACAAGACCUCCCUGUGCCAAGAUCAGGGCAAGGAGGAUGUGCGACCCCGCCUCAGCUCGGGAAACUGAGCUCCGCGGAAGGUGAGGCGACUCCACCUUCUACUCCGCCAGAUACGGCCGCCUUGCUAGCGGCCUCCUGCAUAUUUGGGGAGGAUGCGAAUGUCGCAAGUCCUCGAUAUACUUACGAGGAUUAUGCUGUCCACUUGGUUCCACCGCUGGACCAACCGCUCCACGUGCAACAGUCCACCGCAUGCACGGUUUCAUCACCAUCGGCAACCGCUUCAGCAGCUUCGCCGCAAUCUAUCGCCGGGGAUUCGACAUCAUGGUCAAGACUUGAAGAGCUCGACCCAUUGACGUUCACGGACUUCCACUGGAUGCCCGUUCCCUCGACCGGACGAUUGUCGAAAGCGCACUGCAACGUGCUUAUGGCACAAUUGCGGGACUACUUGCACACUGCAGUACCAGCUCCGUUGAUGGACGCCGGAGCAGAGGUUGUCGACCUUCACGCUUUCAUCGCGAAGAUCGACCGCGAGUUCAAGACGCAAUGGUACGACGACAUUGACGCACUAUUGCUAUACAUACGCAUUCAGAUCGGAGAGGCGACCUGCAGUUCCUUGAUCAAUUGCGGAGCAUCUCGCAACUACAUCAGCCAGGACUUCAUGACGAUCAGGAACGCCGGCCCUCUCCCACGCAUCGACGACCUUCUCGAGCGAUUGGGCGGCGCCCAGUUCUUCUCUAAGUUGGAUCUCAAUUCAGGGUACCACCAACUCGAGAUUCGCAAGGAGGAUCGCUACAAGACCGCGUUCAAGACUCGGUAUGGGCAUUUCGAAUGGCUGGUCAUGCCAUUUGGCCUCACGAAUGCCCCAGCCACUUUCCAAGCCGCUAUGACGACGGAGUUCCGCCACAUGCUGGAUCGUUUCGUAGUUAUAUACCUCGACGACAUUCUAGUUUACAGCCGGAGUCUGGACGAGCAUGUGGAACACCUGCGCACCGUUUUGGAGCGGCUACGACAGGCCAAGUACAAAGCAAACCGCGACAAGUGCGAGUUCGCACAGCAGGAGCAGGAGUACUUGGGACACUACGUGACGCCGCAAGGCAUCCGUCCGCUUGCGUACAAGAUCGAGGCCAUCCGCGUAUGGCCCGAGCCCACCAACACCACGGACGUUCGUUCAUUCAUGGGGUUGGCAGGCUAUUAUCAGCGUUUCAUCACCGGAUACUCAAGGAUUGUCGCACCUCUGACGAGGCUACAAUCGCCAAAGGUGCCAUUCGUAUUCGAUGACGACGCUCGCCAGGCUUUCCAAGCACUCAAGACGGCCAUGCUCAUGGCACCCGUCCUUAGCAUCUACGACCCCACUCUGCCUACGAGAGUGACGACUGAUGCUUCCGGUUACGGCAUUGGGGCAGUCUUGGAGCAGCACGACGGCGAGGAUUGGCACCCUCUGGAGUAUUUCAGCCACAAAGUGCCUCCCAUCAAUUCUCUGGACGAUGCAAGGAAGAAGGAGCUACUUGCGUUCGUCAUGGCUCUUAAGCGAUGGCGGCACUUCCUUCUUGGGCGUCGUAGGUUCACAUCGGUCACGGACAAUAACCCAUUGACCUACUAGAAGACGCAGGACAUGGUGAGCAGCACGAUUGGACGGUGGAUGUACUUCAUCGACCAGUUUGACUUCACACCGAAACACGUUGACGG